AUUCAAAAGAGACCCGUGCUGUACCUUGUAGUCUCGAAUCACCGUCGAGCUUCACCGCACAAACAACAACUGCGAGCUGCCACAGUGAUUAAACUGGAGUAAUUGUCCAGAUUGGGCAAAAAGCGGGGGAAGAAGGAGAAACAAGAAAAUGUUUUUUCACAUAGUGUUGGAGCGAAAUAUGCAGUUGCAUCCACGUUACUUUGGCCGUAAUCUUCGUGAUAAUCUUGUUGCCAAGUUAAUGAAAGAUGUGGAAGGCACUUGCAGUGGUCGACAUGGAUUUGUGGUGGCGGUUACUGGGAUAGAAAACAUUGGGAAAGGGUUAAUACGUGAUGGAACAGGGUUUGUAACAUUUCCGGUUAAGUACCAAUGUGUUGUCUUCAGACCGUUUAAGGGGGAGAUCUUAGAAGCUGUUGUCACCAUGGUGAACAAGAUGGGAUUUUUCGCUGAAGCUGGACCUGUCCAAAUCUUUGUUUCAAACCAUUUGAUUCCGGAUGAUAUGGAGUUCCAGUCUGGAGACAUGCCAAAUUACACUACUUCAGAUGGAUCCGUUAAGAUUCAAAAAGAUAGUGAAGUGAGACUAAAGAUAAUUGGGACUCGAGUGGAUGCUACUGAAAUUUUCUGCAUAGGUACCAUAAAAGAUGAUUUCUUGGGUGUAAUCAACGACCCUGCAACAGCUUAAAUGCACCUUUCUGUACCCUUCUGUCGUAUAUAGUUUGCACUUUGCAUGGCCUGGAUUGUUACGCCUGAAUUCUUUCAGACAUCAUGUUGAUGUAACUAUUGCUGGAAGUACCGAGUCGGCAAUGAGUUUACUUGGUUGCUGUAUCAAAUUCUCUUACUAAUUCACUUAUGUUUUUGUCUUCUGGAUGUAUAUUAAUUAAAUAGUACUGGGCUCAGUGUUGCAUCAGCCAACUUUGUAUUGCACCCAAAAUUAAGUCAUAAAAAUGAAGAGAACU
Gastrolobium bilobum is the source of this 953-nucleotide messenger RNA. RefSeq names its product DNA-directed RNA polymerase II subunit RPB7. Lineage: Eukaryota; Viridiplantae; Streptophyta; Magnoliopsida; Fabales; Fabaceae. Gene Ontology annotation, cellular component: P-body; RNA polymerase II, core complex. The coding region runs from base 149 to 679 and encodes 176 amino acids. Gene Ontology annotation, biological process: positive regulation of nuclear-transcribed mRNA poly(A) tail shortening; DNA-templated transcription; positive regulation of translational initiation. The transcript is spliced from 7 exons. The record is from RefSeq and is a predicted model, not a curated record. Gene Ontology annotation, molecular function: single-stranded RNA binding; single-stranded DNA binding; translation initiation factor binding.